Molecule: messenger RNA, 1139 nt
Organism: Lytechinus variegatus (green sea urchin)
Lineage: Eukaryota; Metazoa; Echinodermata; Echinoidea; Temnopleuroida; Toxopneustidae
Gene: mrps22
Product: 28S ribosomal protein S22, mitochondrial-like
Exons: 8
Coding region: 52-1047 (331 amino acids)
Cellular component (GO): mitochondrial small ribosomal subunit
Molecular function (GO): structural constituent of ribosome
Source: RefSeq, a predicted model, not a curated record
UUAUUUGACGCCGGAGCUAGGCGAAACGUCUCAUGCUUGAAUUUUGGCAAGAUGAUGCAGAGAAGUCGCCAACUUUUAUCGACAUACUCGUCGAUUCGUUCAUUGCUAAGCCUUUCUGUUACCGGACGCAAGUUAUGUAAAUCUUCCUUCAACAGUAGAGGGUUCCAAGAUGAGGAAGUCCAGAAGCUACUGAAGAGGAUAACUGGUCUCCAGCUGGACAAGGUUUUCAAGCCUGCCAAACAGACCUUGGAGGCUCCCAGCUACAAACUUGUCAGCUCCAAGAAGCUAGAGGAGAUGCAUCAAGAGGCAGAGGAAGAGGCUGCGAGGAGACUUCAGAUGCCACCGGUCCUGCCUGAAAGAACACCCAUUGAUGAGGUACUGGAGGAGGACGAGGGUCUGGCUGGUCUUGACACUGCCAACGUCGUCUUCACGGACAUCACAUACGGACUCAACGACAGAAAAAGAUUUGUCGUAGUUCGAGAACCAAGCGGGCAACUCCGGAAGGCGAGCUGGGAAGAGAGAGAUAGGAUCAUGCAGAUUUAUUUCCCCAGGGAGCGGAGAGAGGUGGAAGUACCGCCUUUGUUCCAUGAUGAACAACUUCCAACUGUAUUUGCCAACGAGAGGCACGAGUUUCUACUGGACGCUGCGUGUGUGCAAUUUGAGCCCGAUGCAGCCGGAUUCUUGGCAGUUCAUCAAAAGGCCUAUGAAGACAUUGCUAGCAAUGAGAGGUAUGACCUUCUUCGAUCCACCAGACACUUCGGUGGUAUGGCUUAUUAUCUAACCAAACAGAAGAGGAUAGAUGGCUUACAGACAGAUAUGAUUCAGAGAGAUUUGUUUGAUGAUGCAGUAGAUCUUAUCCACUUAUAUAAUAUCAUCCAUCCAAUGAGUCCAGUCGCUCUGGAGGCGAAAGCACAAAACCUCGACUCUGUAGAGCUUAUUAAGGCAUACAUCAGACUUGAUUCACAUCACUCUGGGAAACUAGAACUAGCUCUCCAAGCCUGGGAAAAUGCAAGGAGAGAACCUGAAGCGCAAGGUCUGGCAGAAUAACCCUGAGGAUUCUUUGUUUUACCUGAACUGGAAACAAAAUACUACAAUGUGUCUGAAGGAAGAGGUGGCUUCACAAGCCUGGUAACAUGCAA